Molecule: messenger RNA, 462 nt
Organism: Ichthyophthirius multifiliis
Lineage: Eukaryota; Ciliophora; Oligohymenophorea; Hymenostomatida
Exons: 1
Source: RefSeq, a predicted model, not a curated record
AUGCAUAAUACUGUUAAGAGAUAUGCGAAAUGUAAAGAUAGUAUUCCAAAAGAAAACAGGAAAAAAUAUAAAAACACUUUAAGAGAUAUUUAUAAGUAAUUUAUUUCUAUGGAAGAAAUUUAAGGUAAAAUCUAAAUUUUUUCAGAUCAAUAUUUCGGAGUUAAUUCUAAUGGAGAUGUUAAAAUAAAUGAAAAGUUCAUUUCCUAUUGUCUUGGUCUUGAUUAGUUUUAAAAAAUCGGAAAAGUUGAAAGCAAUAAGGAAUUCAAAAACUAACACGGAAAAUUUGUUGUUGAUUUACUUAAAACAGAUGAUGAUAUCAAAGAUUUCAUUAGAAUGUGGAGGUAAUAUUUUCUUGAUAUAAUGAAACCUUAAUUUAUGCCACCUGCUUGGAAUAUAAACCAUAAAUUUUGUAGAGAGUUCGGCAAAGGUAGUGUCUUUUAUUAAAACGAAUAAACAAUAUGA